Gigantopelta aegis is the source of this 669-nucleotide messenger RNA. Its product is annotated as sodium-coupled monocarboxylate transporter 2-like. The transcript has 8 exons. Lineage: Eukaryota; Metazoa; Mollusca; Gastropoda; Neomphalida; Peltospiridae. Gene Ontology annotation, molecular function: symporter activity. Gene Ontology annotation, cellular component: membrane. Bases 1 to 669 code for a protein of 222 amino acids. The record is from RefSeq and is a predicted model, not a curated record. Gene Ontology annotation, biological process: transmembrane transport; sodium ion transport.
AUGAAGGCUCUCGUCUCCAACUACAUGAUGAUCCCAAGAGAGCUCUGCAAGUCGAAGAAAUACCGUCAGCACUUGAACACAGAAGAAAGAAAGAAAUAUUUGGGUCUGCGUUACGAGUCGUCUGUCGUGAGAGUGCUGGGAACGUGUGUGGGCAUGCUGCAGACAUUGGCCUACAUGUCAGUUUGUUUACUGGCUCCUGCACUAGCCCUGCAAGCAGUUGUCGGGAUGAAGAUGUGGCUAUCGGUGUUAGUAGUUGGUAUAGUGGGUACAGUCUAUACCAGUUUGGGCGGUAUUAAAAGUGUAGUGUGGACGGACACGUUUCAAGCAGUAAUCAUGUUUAUCGGAAUGAUCACCCUUUUGGUAAAGGGAGUAUUCGAGGUGGGAGGACUGAAGAACAUGGUCGAAAUUGCAAACUCACACGGUCGGAUAAUCUUCGAUGAAGCGUAUUUUCUGAACGCACCUCUCCUCAUUGUAUACGGAAGUAUCCUGUUAUGUUCCGGAAUCGUCGUUUUCUCGUAUUUCUACUCGAACGGUUGUGACCCGUAUGAGGCUGGUCUAAUCCAGAACCAAAAUCGAGUGAUGCCUUAUUUUGUGAUGCAAGUCUUAGCUGAGCUUCCAGGUGUGACAGGACUGUACGUAUCCAUGCUUUUCAGUGCAUCUCUUAGGUGA